This is a messenger RNA of Pelodiscus sinensis (Chinese soft-shelled turtle), 6325 nucleotides long. It is a transcript of the gene UBE2K, whose product is annotated as ubiquitin conjugating enzyme E2 K. The record is from RefSeq and is a predicted model, not a curated record. Lineage: Eukaryota; Metazoa; Chordata; Testudines; Trionychidae. Gene Ontology annotation, molecular function: protein binding.
CCUUCCGCUUUCCUCGCUGCUGCAGCCUCUCGAGUUCUCCCGCCCCAACUCCAGCCGCCAGGGGAGAGCCCAGAGCCCGCCCGGCCCCGCUCCGCCGGGCUCUGAGGGAGGCGCGUUUCACCCGGCGCUUGUUAACCCGUCGCUUGCUGAGGCGAGCGCUGAGCGACACGUGCGUGUAACAAGACGCCGACCGUGCGGAUGACACAGCUGCUUCAUCACAACCCAGCGGCCCUAGCUCUGCCCGGCUGGCGGGUGAGGGGUGUCACCGCAGGGACCUCGCGCUGUGCGUGUGCAGGAAAGCGGCUCCUCCCGUGACAGGCCGGGUGGCGGGUGUCGCUUACGGAGCGGCGGCGCAGCAGGGCGUUACCCGUCCCGCAGAGCCAGUGGGACAGUCCCGCGCAGCCCCUUCCCCCCAGCGCGGACCCGCCAGCUCAGGGGCCGCUCUGCUCCCUGCAUCGGCUGCCCACACACACACCGUGCUGGCCCCGCCUGAGAGGCGCCGGGGGCCGCACCGCGCAUGCUCGACGCGGGCGCCAUUUUGGUGGGGCCGGGAAUUAUCCAGCGGGAGCGGCGGAGCUCGCUGGGCCCGGCUCGGAGGCAGCGGCGUGUGGCUGCCGGCUGCAGAGAUGGCCAACAUCGCGGUGCAGAGGAUCAAGCGGGAGUUCAAGGAGGUGCUGAAGAGCGAGGAGACGAGCAAAAAUCAAAUUAAAGUAGAUCUUGUAGAUGAGAAUUUUACAGAAUUAAGAGGAGAAAUAGCAGGACCUCCGGACACACCAUAUGAAGGAGGGAGGUAUCAAUUAGAAAUAAAAAUUCCAGAAACAUAUCCCUUCAAUCCACCUAAGGUGCGGUUUAUCACCAAAAUAUGGCAUCCUAACAUUAGCUCGGUCACUGGGGCCAUUUGUUUGGAUAUCCUGAAAGAUCAAUGGGCAGCAGCAAUGACUCUGAGGACAGUGUUGUUAUCAUUGCAAGCAUUGCUGGCAGCCGCAGAACCAGAUGAUCCACAAGAUGCAGUAGUGGCAAAUCAGUACAAACAAAACCCAGAAAUGUUCAAACAGACCGCUCGACUUUGGGCACAUGUGUAUGCUGGAGCACCAGUUUCUAGUCCAGAAUACACCAAAAAGAUAGAAAACCUUUGUGCUAUGGGCUUUGAUAGGAAUGCAGUAAUAGUGGCCUUGUCUUCAAAAUCAUGGGAUGUAGAGACUGCAACAGAACUACUUCUGAGUAACUGAGCCAUGUAAAGAGCUGCUUCUGUGUAGUCCAGCUUGCCCUUUCUGAGGAACAUCACCAUCUGUUAUUUUUAGGAUUCUAUAUAGAUUCUCUUUUAAAACUGGCACUCUAGCCUGAUGAUGCUAUCUAGGCACUAUUGGAGACUGAAAAACUGCUCUGUAAAUAAAGCUAAUUAAACGUCUGUGUAAAUUUAAAAGGGGAAAUACUUUAAUUUUUUCUUACUAAAUAUUGUAAAAAUUCUUUGAGCUCAGCUAAAACAACGGGGGGAAAACAUGCCUACUUUAGUGUUUAGCAGUGUGACCAAGACUAGCAGGAAUUUGCUUCAGGAUUUUGAUUUAAUUAUUCAGACAACAUUUUUGAGUGUCAGAGUCAUCAAAAAUUGUUGGUGUCACUCAUGAUAGCUAUCUUACUGUUUUUAACAUGGAUCCUAUGUGCCUGUAGAUUGACCUAUAUUUGCAUGCUUGUACUUUACUAGACAUUUUAGAUAGGGUAGCUGAAGAGUGCACCAUUUAAAUACUUGAAUGACCCUUUUUCCUGAAAGUGUUUCAAGAUUUACCCAAAGUUCAAAAUGGUGACCUGUUCAGAACCUCUUUCUUCUUAGCCAAGUGACUGGGAAAUCUGCCCUCCCCAACAACACACACUUACAAUAUCGUUCUGGAUUUCUUUCCAUAAUCUGUGGGUCUGGGUGCCAUUAACAGUACUUAGUUGCCAGUUUAAAUGGUAUAUUUUGAAUAAUCAGUAAAUGUGUUUAACCAUCAUACUUGCUACACAAUCAUAUAAAGAUUUGGUAUGUUUGGACAUAGCACAAAAAAGUGGAGCGGCUUUUGUUUGUUACAUAAGUCAGAACUCCUUCAAUAAAUUUGGAUAGUAUGAAUUCACUGGAUUUGGGGGAAGAACAACUGAUUCUCUAGUAUAUUGAGAAUUAAAAAAAACUAUUGAAUUUUAUUUUUUUUACUUUGAGUACUUGCUAUGAUGCAAUCAGCUUUUUUUGCAACAGCUUUCUAAUUUUAUUUUGAGCAUCAGUAUAUCGAUUGCUUACCAGGUACUUUAAAAAUCACUCUUGUUUGCAUUUUUCCCUAGUUAAUACAUGGAGGCUGUGUUGGUGUUUUUAUUGUACAUAGUUCAAAUGCACAUAGAAGUAGAAGUGUGUUCUCGGUUUAACUUUCUUUUGGAUUGAUGUUUCUGAUAAACGAGAACUGAAAUUACCUUUGUACAUAGUCAGUCUUUCUAUUCAUAUUAAAAUUACAUUUCAUCUUGAGUUUAAAAGCUUGAAAAUCAUUAGUUUGUAACUUCAAGAUAUUAGUACAUCCAUCUAAAGAAAGUUGUAAUGUCUUCUUGUAUACUUCAGAAAAUACAUCAGACACAAAACUUUCAACUAAAAUAGAAAAGAAAUUAAGAGUAGAGACUGGAAAUUGUGGAUGAUAGUGUAUCAUAAAAGGCUUCUUCCUUAAGCAGUAGUCCAAUAAGUGUGCGUGUGUGUGUGCGGGGGGGGAGGAUAUACAUUCAUUUUGCUCGAACUAUAAAAUGAGCUGUAAUAGUAAUACUUCAGAGAAGAUCACAUUUGUACAUUAUACUGGAAGCAACAGAGAAUAUUAUUAAACUUAAAUUUCUGGAGCAAAGUAGUAGGGGGAACAGAAUUAGAAAAUAGAUGGAAAAGACCUAACUAAUGCAAGAUUGCUCCCCUGCAGUAUUCUAAUGUGCUCAUACUUUAAAAAUACUUGCAGGACACAGACAGUACAUUUUUAACUCAUAUCAGUGCAAUACUAAAAACGGUUGCUAUAGUCUUUCUGUACUUCAUUCUAAGGUUUAUUCAGUGAUCGUUCUUGGAUUUUCUUGCAGUAGUGUAAGUCAUUUUCAGAGAUGCCAAAGGAAACACAUUUUUGGGGAUUUUCCUUGAUAUUUAUUUAUUUUUUAACAAUUAAAAAGCUGCUACUGCUCAACUGGUUUGUUAGGUAAUAGCUAGAAACAGAAAACUAUGGCAAUUUUGCCAUUUGUGUUAAAAUGUCAAGUUAUUGUCUUUUCUGUUAUGUAGUUUAAGAACAUUGUGAUAAUUUCAGUUACAUUUAUUUACCCUGGUGGUACUUGUAAAUGACCAAUUUCUUUCCCUUAUUCUUCGCUGCUAUUUAUCAAAGGAAGGAACUUGGAAAUCCUAGGGGACACUAAAACUUCUUAAUUAUAGCUUCUGGACCCAUCACUUUGACAAUAGGAUUAGUCAAAGUUUUCCAUGCAUAGAAGGGGAUGUAGUUAGGAAGGGGACAUGUGGAGAGAAUGCUUUAUUUGAUCAAUGUCAUCCCUGGAUUUUCUGUUGCCAAGUACUUCAUUUUUUGUGGUAUUGUAAAAACUGUCCUCCCAAUACAGUUCUGUUCAAAUGCAUAUUAGUACAGAUGCCAGUGUGUCCUUUCUUGCCACUCUCCCCUUCUAAGGGCUUAGUAACUAAGGUACUUGUCUCAGUGCUACCUCAGAUGCUGGUAGCAAGGAAGAUUCUCAAGACAUGGAUGGGGGAGAAGUGACCCAAUAUAAAAUGGACAUUCGUAACUUGAGUUCCCUAUGAAUCUUUAGUUUGAGUCCUUUGUAGGGAAUGUUUUUCUAUUCUUGGGUGACUAUCAGAGUUGAAUAUAAGGGUAUGUACCAGAUUAGUCUAACUGCAGCCAGGGCUGAACCAUAGGACUAUCUUGCUGUUAGAUGUUCAAUUGUUUAGUCUUUACAAAGAUACUGUUAAUUGUAGUUCAGAUUUUUUUAACUGAACAUUGCUAUAUUCAGGGCCCUGUGCGUUCAAGACUGUGGAAUUGCUAUACAAUCUUCUGCUGCUGCAGAUUUAGGCAGCACAUUUAAACUUAGUUUAAAAAUAUCUAGGUAUCAUGAGUAGAGAUAGCUUCCAAUUUUAAAUACCUGGUUGUCUUCCUUAGUGUGCAAGCAGACAGCUCAAAACUGUGACUGAACCUUGGAGAGCCCCAUUUAUCUUUAAUAGGUGCUAAUAUUGUAGCUUAAGGACUACCUAAAUGACAGCAAAACAUCAUUACGGAAUAUUAUAGCAGCAGCAUCUAGUUAAUGUGGUAUAUCAAUUGUUCUUGGAUAUUAUUUUUGGUGAAAAGGAAAUUCCAGUCUCUUCUUGUCCCUCACAAAUUUUAAAGUAGUUUCUGACCUUAUUUAGAGGCAAAGAAAGAAGUUGCUUUCCCCAUUGUCAAUAGCUUUAACUCUUUCAUGGGUGCCAAAAGUCCCCCUUUCGUUGCCAAAAACUCCACAACUUCUGACUUCUCAAUAUGACAAACUGAUAUCUCUUGGGAAAUUAAAACAGCCAAAAUAAAAUCAAUAUUAAAAAAGGAUACUAUCGCUGUCACUCCACAUUUAAGUAAAAGGCUGUUUUCUGAUUUACCUGAAUUUGCUACAAACUUCCAGUCCUAGAGUACCAUCCUCAGUUAGGGGCCUUACUGCAGAAUUUAGGUGCAACUUACCACAGAGUACAUAGGGCCUUGACUAGCAUGGGUCAGACAGUAGUAUUUAUUUACAGAAGUAGGUACUAUACAUUUUGUUGAACAAAAAAAUAUUCCUGAUUUCACUGUAUUUAACUUUCAAGUAAAUUAGGAUUGGAACACUGAUGUAUGGAAUAUAGGCAUUUCGUGCUUGAAAUGAGAAAUUAAUUAACCAAAAAGAGACUUAUCUUGAAACAACAGAUCUACAUUAUUUGACGUGGAUAACAAACAAACUAUGCAACAUUAAUCUUCAUAAAAGCAGCUGGAAGACAGGCCGCCUGCUUCAGAGCGUAUAGGCCAAAUAUAUACUGGACAUCAAAACAAAAUGCAAUUUGAAGUAGAGCUCGUUUAACUGGUGGCUGUAUACCUGUACAGUGAAGAAGUCAGCUUUCAUAGCAAAGGGAGGCUUUACUGUGUGCAUGCCCACUGCUUGCUUCCUCCCUCAGGUGUAAUAGAGCCUGCUUAUUGUUGGAGACAAGCCCAGGAGGGGCCAAAGUUGAAUAAAACUUAUUUUAAUGCCUGUUCUAGGGGGACAAAGUGGGACCAGGAAUACUCUCGCUAUUUGGAAUAGCGAGGCUGUUCUGAAAGUUAAGAGGAAAGCUGUACAAACAUUUGGUUCUCAGCAAGCUGGAAUUAUAAAGCAAUCCCUAGAAACAAUUCCUUACUGUGCUUUGAGCUACUCCAGUUUCAAAGUAAUGUAGCUCAAAGCACAGUAAGGAGCUAUUAGUUUGGGACAGCUUUAAAACUCAGCUUGCUGAGAAAAAUGUGUUUGAAGAGGAAACCCAAAUAUUCUUGGUGGAUGUGAUCAUUGAUUGUUUUGUAGUACACGAGAGCAAUUGGCUAAGCAGAGAGUAGUUAAAUUUUAAUUUUCCUAUGCAUUUUACUCCAUGACAAUAGUAAAACAUAAAUUAAAGUUGUUCUGGGAAGAGCAAGUAGAUGUUUUCACUGAAUAGCAUAAGUUCCCAAUGUUGCUUUGUUGAUGGAAAAGGAUUUGUCAGUCUUCAAGAAGAUUGCUGAUCCAUACUUCAGUAAAACCAUAUACUAUGGUCUUCUCACACCUACUGUUACAGCUUCAUCAGCUGAUGUAUCACUAGACAUGCAAGGUAUGUGUUACUUCUCAUUUGGCUAUUUUUACUAUAAUUCUCUGUAGGCAACCUCAGCAACUUUACUUUUCAGAUGUAUUACCAAUUGACCAACUGUUGCAAGUCAUUUGCACUGUACUGUGAUGUUCCUGCUCCUGUUACCUGCUUGUGGGCAGCAUAAAAAUAGCUAGCCAGUUGCUCAUGGGGCUGAACCUUUCACUGAUGAGGAAAUGUACUAUGAAAGUGCUGUAUUAUCCCUUUUACAAUUUACAACAACUGCUGGUGCUGAAGGAGGCUGCUAUCAUAGAAAUGCCGAAUUCAACUGUUGAAGAAUCCCACUUGUCAAAUACCUUUUCCAUCUCAAAUUUUGAUUUUUUUUUUUAAGUUAAAGAAUACUGGAAGAGGUUUGUUACUAAGCAUUUAACUUCCUGUAAAGGCAGAGUAGAAGUGGGCUGGAAUGAAGCAUCAGUGUUUUUUGUCUUGAGAAUAAAAACUAGACAACACUUUUGUAUACUAAUGAUUUUUUAAAUAAAUAACAUUUUACAA